CCGUCUUCUAUGUGCGUUCGGCCGUCCGAAGUGCACGUGUACCGCGAAUCUGUCUGUGAUGUGCCGCCCGUGGUAUUGAUAGUAUUGUAUAUUUUUUUGGGGGUUUUUUAGAAGAAGAAAAAAAAUCGUUUUUUAUUAUUAAUUAAAAAAAAAAAUCGCGAAUCGGCCAGCCACCAUUCGGAGCGUCCGGACGAAAGGCGACAUUCAAAACGUCCACAAUGUUGUGGAAAUGGUUGCCCGUUUGUUUUCUGGCGGCUUUCGUGCAGGCCGGCAGAGUCAUUAUAAGCGGCAACGAUUCAGAUGAAUCCGGGGUAGUCAUGAUGAACCCGUCGUCUGUGGCCAUGGCUAAUCGGUUUGUGCGCCAAGACGGUCACGAUCACGACAACGGCGUGGAUCACAAGGUGCUGCUCAAAGGCAUCCGUGUGGACUGCGGCGCUGUGUCCUCGGACAAUGCCAUUUUUGUAGAAAUCGAAUUCCUUGAGCCGUUUUACGGUGUCAUAUACAGCAAGGGCCGUCACGAUGACCCAAAAUGCAGGUUUGUGGAAAGCAAUUCUGGAAACAACGUGUUCCAGUUUUCAAUACCUGUAGAAGGUUGCCGUCCGCCUGUCGAUACUUCAUGCGGUUCGUCAAGUGAAGACAGUGGAAAUUGUGAUUUGGGUUCUAUAGAAAACACAAUAAUUAUUCAAACAGAUGAUGCAAUCCAGGAAGCGUGGGACUUGGCCAGAAAAGUGUCAUGUCCGUCAGAGACCAAACCAGGUGCUGGCAAAAGAGUACGCUUUAAGCCCAUUGUAGUCGACAUGUUGGAAGUAGUGUCUGUUCCGUCCGGCAAUCAAGGAACCUUACAAUGUUGGAUGGACAUACAGCGAGGCCAGUAUCCAAAUACGACACCGGUAGAUAAAAUAAUCAAAAUUGGCGAACAACUAUCGUUAUUAGUUUAUGUGAAAAGUACAGACGAACCAUACGAUGUUAAAGUCAAAGAAUGUUGGGCUUAUGACAACGAUAACUAUGAAGCACCAACUACUACAAAUAUACAGUUAACCGAUUCUAAUGGAUGUCCAAAGAGAAAAAAGUUAAUAUCAAGUUGGAAGAAACAGCAAAAUGUAGAUGAAAAUGGAAUAACUACAAUUGGAUAUACUAAUGUUACUGCCUUUAAGUUCCCUGACAAACAUCAAGUUUUUCUCACAUGUAAUGUAGAGCUAUGUUUGGGCAGUUGUCCUGAAGAACAAUGUCAAGCGUCAUUACCAUCACCUGGAGUAAUAUUACCUGAACCAGAUUGUUAUCCUGGUUCAAGAGACCCACGUUGUCCACCACCAACACCAUUCCCUACGACAUAUCCGCCUCAAUGUUAUCCAGGCUCACCGGAUCCAAGAUGUCCAAAGCCGUCUAUUCCACCGCCGACAUCAUUCCCUUCACCAUCGCCACCUCAAUGUUAUCCAGGCUCUUCCGAUCCAAGAUGUCCAAAGCCAUCUAUUCCGCCGCCAACAUCAUUCCCUUCACCAUCGCCACCCCAAUGUUAUCCAGGCUCACCCGACCCAAGAUGUCCAAAGCCAUCUACUCCACCGCCGACAUCAUUCCCUUCACCAUCGCCACCACAAUGUUAUCCAGGCUCAACCGACCCAAGAUGUCCAAAACCAUCACCUCCUCCAACAACAUAUCCGUCACCAUCAACACCUCAAUGUUAUCCAGGUACAACUGAUCCUCGAUGUCCUACCCCAUACCCUCCACAAUCCACACCACAAAUUCCAUUCUGUUAUCCCGGUUCAGACGAUCCACGAUGUCCUAAACCAACUCCACCGCCCACUCAACCACCAACUACACAAGCACCGGUCUGCUAUCCAGGUUCAAACGAUCCACGAUGCCCAAAACCAAAACCACCUCCUACUCAACCACCACCUAUUUGUUACCCGGGAUCUAACGAUCCUCGAUGCCCAAAACCAACACCACCUCCCACUCAACCACCACCUAUUUGUUACCCGGGCUCUAACGAUCCUCGAUGCCCGAAACCCACACCACCUCCUACUCAACCGCCUCCUAUUUGUUACCCAGGAUCUAAUGAUCCUCGAUGUCCAAAACCACCUCCUACACAACCACCAACUACACCAGCACCCGUCUGUUUCCCUGGAUCUAAUGACCCGCGUUGUCCGAAACCUCCCCCAACAUUGCCACCUACAACUCCUGCACCAGUAUGCUACCCAGGUUCCAAUGAUCCAAGAUGUCCAAAACCAUCACCUCCUCCAACAACAUAUCCAUCACCAUCAACUCCUCAGUGUUAUCCAGGUACUACUGAUCCUCGAUGUCCUACACCAUACCCUCCACAAUCCACACCACAAAUACCAUUCUGUUAUCCAGGCUCAGACGAUCCACGAUGUCCUAAACCAACUCUCCCUCCAACUGAGCCGCCAACUGAACCGCCAACUGAACCACCUACUGAACCACCAACUGAACCACCAACUACACUAGUACCGGUCUGUUAUCCUGGCUCUUACGACCCACGUUGCCCUAAACCUCCUUCCACUCAACCCCCCCCUAUAUGUUACCCGGGCUCAACAGAUCCUCGAUGCCCAAAACCAACACCUCCACCUACUCAACCACCUCCUAUUUGUUAUCCGGGUUCUACAGAUCCUCGAUGCCCAAAACCGACCCCUUCACCCUCUCAACCGCCUCCGAUUUGCUAUCCGGGAUCUAGUGAUCCACGUUGCCCAAAACCGUCUCCAACACCACCUCCUACUACUCCAGCACCUGUAUGUUACCCAGGUUCUAACGAUCCACGAUGCCCUAAACCUUCUCCCACUCCAACUUACCCUACUUAUUUACCUCCAACUACUCCUAGUCCAGUGUGUUAUCCAGGAUCUAAUGAUCCGCGAUGCCCGAAACCAACUCCUCCGCCUACUCAGCCCCCGCCCGUUUGUUAUCCAGGUUCCAAUGACCCACGUUGUCCGAAACCUCCCCCAACAUUGCCACCAACAACUCCAGCACCAGUGUGCUACCCAGGUUCCUAUGAUCCAAGAUGUCCAAAACCAACCCCCCCACCUACUCAACCACCACCUGUCUGUUAUCCGGGCUCUACAGAUCCUCGAUGCCCAAAACCGACUCCUCCACCUACUCAACCACCUCCGAUUUGCUAUCCGGGAUCUAGUGAUCCACGUUGUCCAAAACCGUCUCCAACACCACCUCCUACUACUCCAGCACCUGUAUGUUAUCCAGGUUCCAAUGACCCACGUUGUCCGAAACCUCCUCCAACAUUGCCACCAACAACUCCAGCACCAGUGUGCUACCCAGGUUCCAAUAAUCCAAGAUGUCCAAAACCAACCCCCCUACCACCUCCUAUUUGUUACCCGGGGUCUACAGAUCCUCGAUGCCCAAAACCAACACCUCCUCCUACUCAGCCCCCGCCUAUUUGUUAUCCAGGUUCUAAUGACCCACGUUGUCCAAAACCUACCCCGUCAUUGCCACCUACAACUCCAGCACCAGUAUGUUACCCCGGUUCAAAUGAUCCUCGUUGUCCUAAACCAUCACCCCCUCCAACUUAUCCUACUUAUUUACCCCCAACUACUUCUGGACCAAUAUGUUAUCCCGGAUCAAGUGACCCUAGAUGUCCAAAACCAUCUCCAAGUCCUCCACCUACCACACCAGCACCAGUAUGCUACCCUGGUUCUACAGAUCCCCGAUGCCCAAAACCAACACCACCUCCUACUCAACCACCACCUGUUUGUUAUCCGGGAUCUAAUGAUCCACGAUGCCCAAAACCAACUCCUCCACCCACUCAACCACCACCUGUUUGUUAUCCGGGAUCUAAUGAUCCACGAUGCCCAAAACCAACACCUCCACCUACUCAACCACCACCUGUUUGCUAUCAAGGAUCUAAUGAUCCACGUUGCCCAAAACCAACCCCUCCACCUACUCAACCACCACCAGUAUGUUACCCUGGUUCUACAGAUCCCCGAUGCCCAAAACCAACACCACCUCCUACUCAACCACCACCUGUUUGUUAUCCGGGAUCUAAUGAUCCACGAUGCCCAAAACCAACUCCUCCACCCACUCAACCACCACCUGUUUGUUAUCCGGGAUCUAAUGAUCCACGAUGCCCAAAACCAACACCUCCACCUACUCAACCACCACCUGUUUGCUAUCAAGGAUCUAAUGAUCCACGUUGCCCAAAACCAACCCCUCCACCUACUCAACCACCACCAGUAUGUUACCCUGGUUCUACAGAUCCCCGAUGCCCAAAACCAACACCACCUCCUACUCAACCACCACCUGUUUGUUAUCCGGGAUCUAAUGAUCCACGAUGCCCAAAACCAACUCCUCCACCCACUCAACCACCACCUGUUUGUUAUCCGGGAUCUAAUGAUCCACGAUGCCCAAAACCAACUCCUCCACCCACUCAACCACCACCUGUUUGUUAUCCGGGAUCUAAUGAUCCACGAUGCCCAAAACCAACACCUCCACCUACUCAACCACCACCUGUUUGUUAUCCAGGAUCUACUGAUCCGCGUUGUCCAAAACCAACACCACCUCCUACUCAGCCCCCACCUGUUUGUUUCCCUGGUUCUAAUGAUCCACGUUGCCCUAAACCUCAACCUACUUUGCCACCUAGUACUCCAGCACCAGUAUGUUACCCUGGUUCAAAUGAUCCUCGAUGUCCUAAACCAUCACCCUCUCCAACUUAUCCUACAUAUUUACCGCCAACUCCAUCUGGACCAAUAUGCUAUCCCGGAUCAAGUGACCCUAGAUGUCCUAAACCAUCUCCGACUCCACCACCUACUACUCCAGCACCUGUAUGUUACCCUGGUUCUAACGAUCCAAGGUGUCCAAAACCAUCCCCCCCGCCAACAACAUAUCCAUCACCACCUCCUCCGCAGUGUUUCCCAGGAUCUACUGAUUUUAGGUGUCCAAAACCCACUGAACCUCCUACACAAAUCCCACUUACGCAAACACCUUUUGUAUGUAUCUGUAAUCAAACAACACCAAGACCUAUUACACCUCCUAUAUGUUAUCCUGGAUCUACUGAUCUACGAUGCCCAAAACCAACACCUCCUCCUACUCAACCACCAACGAGUCCAGCACCAGUUUGUUAUCCGGGCUCUAACGAUCCUCGAUGCCCAAAACCAACCCCUCAACCUACUCAACCACCUCCUAUUUGUUACCCGGGGUCUACAGAUCCUCGAUGCCCAAAACCAACACCUCCUCCUACUCAGCCCCCGCCUGUUUGUUAUCCAGGUUCUAAUGACCCACGUUGUCCGAAACCUCCCCCAACAUUGCCACCUACAACUCCAGCACCAGUAUGCUACCCUGGAUCUACAGACCCACGAUGUCCGCAACCGUCACCUCCUCCUACUCAGCCCCCGCCUGUUUGUUAUCCAGGUUCUAACGAUCCUCGAUGCCCAAAACCAACUCCUCCUCCUACUCAGCCCCCGUCUGUUUGUUAUCCAGGUUCUAACGAUCCUCGAUGUCCAAAACCAACUCCUCCUCCUACUCAACCACCUCCUGUUUGUUAUCCGGGCUCCCCAGAUCCAAGGUGUCCUCAGUAUCCGUCAUCUACUCAACAACCACCUACAUAUUUGCCACCCCUAGAGUCAGAUGCAACACAAGAACAGCUAUCACAAUUACAAGAGCAAAACCAACAACCUCAAUAUAAUCAAGAAAUAACGACACAAUAUACAUCUUAUUCGGCCUCAGAUGAAAACUCCGGUCAAAAUCAACUAGAUCUUUUCAAUCAAGCACUCAUUGGAUACAAUGUACAAAGGCGAGACAUUUCUUCUGGAUUUGAACAUCUAAAGUACGAAUUAAGAAAUGAAAUCGGAAAUGAGAACUUGGCUGCUCUUGACAACUUAGAAGAUGAUUUAUUGUUCGAGUUACAACAGCAACCGAAUUUUAAUAAGAAACGGUCAUCCUAAUCAAAUGUAGUGUCUAGAGAUUGUGAUUUGCUUGUCUACAAAAAUGUGGUUAUGUUUUAUUCGUAAUUUGUAAAAAUGCUUAGUUAAUUUUAAUUGCUCAAAAUGUAUUUGACAAAAUUUCGUUACCAUCAUUUGUUACCACUAAGUAUUAACAUUAUGUGCGUAAGGUAUGCAUUCAUUUUUAUACGUUUUUUUAUUGUAAUAUUAAACGAUACUUUGUAUUUAUUAAACUAAAC
This is a messenger RNA of Adelges cooleyi (spruce gall adelgid), 6133 nucleotides long. RefSeq names its product mucin-2-like. Lineage: Eukaryota; Metazoa; Arthropoda; Insecta; Hemiptera; Adelgidae. The record is from RefSeq and is a predicted model, not a curated record.